Molecule: messenger RNA, 3922 nt
Organism: Oncorhynchus gorbuscha (pink salmon)
Lineage: Eukaryota; Metazoa; Chordata; Actinopteri; Salmoniformes; Salmonidae
Product: serine-rich adhesin for platelets-like
Exons: 2
Coding region: 1-1713 (570 amino acids)
Source: RefSeq, a predicted model, not a curated record
AUGAGAGUGGUUCACAUCUCAGACACCGUCUCCAACAAGGUUCACAUCUCAGACACCGUCUCCAACAAGGUUCACAUAUCAGACACCGUCUCCAACAAACUUCACAUCUCAGACACCGUCUCCAACAAGGUUCACAUAUCAGACACCGUCUCCAAAAAGGUUCACAUCUCAGACACCGUCUCCAACAAACUUCACAUCUCAGACACCGUCUCCAACAAGAUUCACAUAUCAGACACCGUCUCCAACAAGGUUCACAGCUCAGACACCGUCUCCAACAAACUUCACAUCUCAGACACCGUCUCCAACAAGGUUCACAUAUCAGACACCGUCUCCAACAAGGUUCACAUCUCAGACACCGUCUCCAACUACAACAAGGUUCACAGCUCAGCCACCGUCUCCAACAAGGUUCACAUAUCAGACACCGUCUCCAACUACAACAAGGUUCACAGCUCAGACACCGUCUCCAACAAGGUUCACAUAUCAGACACCGUCUCCAACUACAACAAGGUUCACAGCUCAGACACCGUCUCCAACAAGGUUCACAUAUCAGACACCGUCUCCAACAAGGUUCACAUCUCAGACACCGUCUCCAACAAACUUCACAUAUCAGACACCGUCUCCAACUGCAACAAGGUUCACAUCUCAGACACCGUCUCCAACUACAACAAGGUUCACAUAUCAGACACCGUCUCCAACAAACUUCACAUCUCAGACACAGUCUCCAACAAACUUCACAUAUCAGACACCGUCUCCAACAAACUUCACAUAUCAGACACCGUCUCCAACAAACUUCACAUAUCAGACACCGUCUCCAACAAACUUCACAUCUCAGACACCGUCUCCAACUGCAACAAGGUUCACAUCUCAGACACCGUCUCCAACUACAACAAGGUUCACAUCAGACACCGUCUCCAACAAACUUCACAUCUCAGACACAGUCUCCAACAAACUUCACAUAUCAGACACCGUCUCCAACAAACUUCACAUAUCAGACACCGUCUCCAACAAACUUCACAUAUCAGACACCGUCUCCAACUGCAACAAACUUUCACUCUCUACUUUACACUGCCACCCUGGACGGAGACGCUGGAGGAAAGGCCUGUUACAGACAGAUUGCUCUUGGAGGAAAGGCCUGUUACAGACAGACUGCUCUUGGAGGAAAGGCCUGUUACAGACAGGUUGCUCUUGGAGGAAAGGCCUGUUACAGACAGAUUGCUCUUGGAGGAAAGGCCUGUUACAGACAGAUUGCUCUUGGAGGAAAGGCCUGUUACAGACAGAUUGCUCUUGGAGGAAAGGCCUGUUACAGACAGAUUGCUCUUGGAGGAAAGGCCUGUUACAGACAGACUGCUCUUGGAGGAAAGGCCUGUUACAGACAGGUUGCUCUUGGAGGAAAGGCCUGUUACAGACAGGUUGCUCUUGGAGGAAAGGCCUGUUACAGACAGGUUGCUCUUGGAGGAAAGGCCUGUUACAGACAGGUUGCUCUUGGAGGAAAGGCCUGUUACAGACAGGUUGCUCUUGGAGGAAAGGCCUGUUACCGACAGGUCGCUCUUGGAGGAAAGGCCUGUUACAGACAGACUGCUCUUGGAGGAAAGGCCUGUUACAGACAGGUUGCUCUUGGAGGAAAGGCCUGUAUCGUUUCAGCCGACUGCCAGCUUGUCAACAUCACAGUACCAUGACAAGACAUGGGUUGUGGAAUAUCAGUUUAGAAGCUAAAUACUGUGUUUCUAUUUGCUAGAGACUGUUUUAAUCUAGAGACUGUGUUUCUAUUGGCUAGAAACCGUGGUAUGCCAGUUUAGACUGUGGAUCUAUUGUUGUGCUUGCCCUGAGACCUUGGAUUGGCUGUGGCCAUUUGAUGACAGGAGAGGAGAGCUGAGAGGAGAGAGAGACUAUAGUGUUUCUGUCUGGUCCACAUCACACUGCCCUGAGACUGAUGAUGCUGCUGCCUACUGUACUGUGGAGACAUAACUGCUACAUGACUUAAAUGUAAAUGUCUGGUAUAGAAAUGGGGAGGUUUUAAACUGCCAUUUAAACCUCUUUACUGAAACAACAAGAGGGAUGUUUUCUAGAAGAUGGGGAGGUUUUAACUGUCAUUUAAACCUCUUUACUGAAACAACAAGAGGGAUGUUUUAACUGUCAUUUAAAUCUCUUUACUGAAACAACAAGAGGGAUGUUUUCUAGAAGAUGGGGAGGUUUUUAACUGUCAUUUAAAAUCUGAAACAACAAGAUGGGGAGGUUUUAACUGUCAUUUAAACCUCUUUACUGAAACAAGAGGGAUGUUUUCUAGAAGAUGGGGAGGUUUUAACUGUCAUUUAAAACUCUUUACUGAAACAAGAUGGAUGUUUUCUAGAAGAUGGGGAGGUUUUAACUGUCAUUUAAACCUCUUUACUGAAACAAGAGGGAUGUUUUCUAGAAGAUGGGGAGGUUUUAACUGUCAUUUAAACCUCUUUACUAAAACAAGAGGGAUGUUUUCUAGAAGAUGGGGAGGUUUUAACUGUCAUUUAAACCUCUUUACUGAAACAAGAGGGAUGUUUUCUAGAAGAUGGGGAGGUUUUAACUGUCAUUUAAACCUCUUUACUGAAACAAGAGGGAUGUUUUCUAGAAGAUGGGGAGGUUUUAACUGUCAUUUAAAACUCUUUACUGAAACAAGAGGGAUGUUUUCUAGAAGAUGGGGAGGUUUUAACUGUCAUUUAAACCUCUUUACUGAAACAACAAGAUGGGGAGGUUUUAACUGUCAUUUAAAUCUCUUUACUGAAACAACAAGAGGGAUGUUUUCUAGAAGAUGGGGAGGUUUUUAACUGUCAUUUAAAACUCUUUACUGAAACAACAAGAGGGGGAGGUUUUAACUGUCAUUUAAACCUCUUUACUGAAACAACAAGAUGGGGAGGUUUUAACUGUCAUUUAAAUCUCUUUACUGAAACAACAAGAGGGAUGUUUUCUAGAAGAUGGGGAGGUUUUUAACUGUAAUUUAAAUCUCUUUACUGAAACAACAAGAGGGGGAGGUUUUAACUGUCAUUUAAAUCUCUUUACUGAAACAACAAGAGGGGGAGGUUUUAACUGUCAUUUAAAUCUCUUUACUGAAACAACAAGAGGGAUGUUUUCUAGAAGAUGGGGAGGUUUUUAACUGUCAUUUAAAUCUCUUUACUGAAACAACAAGAGGGGGAGGUUUUAACUGUCAUUUAAAUCUCUUUACUGAAACAACAAGAGGGAUGUUUUCUAGAAGAUGAGGUUUUAAACUGUCAUUUAAACCUCUUUACUGAAACUAGAGGGAUGUUUUAACUGUCAUUUAAAUCUCUUUACUGAAACAACAAGAGGGGGAGGUUUUAACUGUCAUUUAAAUCUCUUUACUGAAACAACAAGAGGGAUGUUUUCUAGAAGAUGGGGAGGUUUUUAACUGUCAUUUAAAUCUCUUUACUGAAACAACAAGAGGGGGAGGUUUUAACUGUCAUUUAAAUCUCUUUACUGAAACAAGAGAAGAUGUUCUAAACUGUCAUUUGUUUACCAGGCUAUAUAAUUGCAUUAGUUGCAAUCGAGUGUUGAGACAUGAACGGUGCAUGUUGUAAAUGUACAUAUCAGAUUAGGCACUUCCUGUGUCUCCAGGUGAUGACAUCAGACCUACAGACAGCACAGUUCUGAUGUCACAGGGAGAGGGGUGAAGUCCAGUUUACCUCCAUCUAUAUGGGACCUCUGGACAGUAAGGAAAGGGAAUAACUGGAAAAAUAUCAAAUCAAAUCCUCACUCUGGCUCAGCAUUAUCAAGGUACAUUAUUAUUGAGGUACAUUAUCGAACAGUUGAGUGUUUACUAAAUAGGGAUCAUUACAUGAUCUUGAAUGUUGGUGCAGCAGCUACUGAGUUAAGAGUUAGGGCUACUGUACUGGCCUUCCGUCUCCAGCUCAUCUGUCUCUGUCCAUCUGUCUCUGUCCAU